Echinops telfairi (small Madagascar hedgehog) is the source of this 1914-nucleotide messenger RNA. It is a transcript of the gene FBXO15, whose product is annotated as F-box protein 15. NCBI's taxonomy places the organism in Eukaryota, Metazoa, Chordata, Mammalia, Afrosoricida, Tenrecidae. The coding region runs from base 122 to 1819 and encodes 565 amino acids. The record is from RefSeq and is a predicted model, not a curated record. Gene Ontology annotation, molecular function: protein binding. The transcript is spliced from 10 exons.
GUGCCGCGCUAAUGAGAAGUCUCGCACUUGUCUUCGCGCGGGGUUAAAGCUUCACACAAAUCAAGCAGCCAUUCCAGACAGCAUAGCCGAGGGACUGUCGCAGGGGCUUGUUACUACGUCCAUGUCUUGCCGCGCGCAAGAACCGUCCGUGGGGACGCUCGCGGGGUCGCGCCCGCCCGGCCCUGAUGGCGACGAGUUCGAGAAAGGCCCGCCCCCACACGCGGGGGGCGCCGCUGCGGACGCAAGCGGGGCGGGGUCAGCGUCAGCCCCGCCUUCGAGUCCGCACGAGCCAAACGGCAAGGCGAUCACCAUGGCGACCGGGCGCGGAUGGGCUAAGUGGGAGCUCCAGCUUAGCUCGGGCCAGCAGCCUUCCGCGGACCCCGUCGGGCUCAGGGAGCCAGGUGUCCAGCCCAGUGCCAACCAGCUGCAGUGUGCCAGGUAUCUGGAGGACUGUCCAGGAGUCGCCCCAGGCUGUCCUGUGUCCCUCGAUGGCAUGCCCUCAGAGAUCUUGCUGAAGAUCCUGUCGUACCUGGAUGCUGGGAACCUGCUGUGCAUCGGCUGUGUGAACAGGCACUUCUACCACCUGGCCAGUGACAAUCUCAUUUGGGUCAGGAUCUACUCGGCGACUGUUCCUCGGGAGUGCCUGUUCUGGGGAGCCAGCUCACUGCAGAGGACAGCCCUGAGCCUGGACCCCGGGUCGCUGGGGGAGCAGCCAGCUGGACACUGGAAGAAAGCGUGCCUGUCGCAGCGCGUGUCAUCUGGGAAAGCCACCCUGACUCGGCUGCUGCGGCCUGUGAACCCCUACAAGGGCCUCCCCGCCAGGGUCAAGGAGGCAUUCAGGGCGUUGGGUUUGGACUGGGUGAUUAUUCUGAGGGACAGAGGCAAUCGAGAGCAUGUCAAGGAGUGUGUGGACCUUUCCAUAAGGGACGCAUCACUUACCCUGGUGUGGCACAGCCAAAGCUGGCCGCCUCUGGCCACGCUGUCCACCAUGGAACUGUGCAGUGUGACUCCAGUUUUCACGAAUCUCUACCCACCCCGUGUCCCGAACCGGGAUGUGCGCAGACCCCGGUGGCGGUCUGUAAUCGCGAAGUACUGUCUCCGCAGCCUGACUGAGGGCGCCCUGAUGGGCUGCGACAACCUUGUCCGGGUCUUCCACCUGCGCCCCGGCCUCCUGGUGGGCCUCUGGAAGGAGAAGGAGGAGUUGGCUUUUGUGACGAUGAGCCUUCAUCUCCACCAGCUCAUGGAGCGGAUCACGCUGGGCUCGGCCACCACCCCGUAUGAGCCACCGUCUCACACCUCUUUUGGGGAUGACACCUCUGAGUAUGGCCUGCACGGCCACCAGCUCCACCUGGAACUGCACAGUGGCCGAGUCUCCUACCUGUGCAGCACGUUCCGCAAUGUCUUUGCCAAGAAAGGUGAAGGUAGACACAUUGAAAACGGAUACUUGAAGAUCCCCGUGCUAAGCUUUGAGAACAGCACACAGCACAUACCUCUCAUUGGAAAAGUUGGCCUUGCCUGGAGAAGCAAUGCUUUCGAGGGCUGUGUAGAGAACUGCUGCAUCAUGGACAUGACGCUCCAGGAAGGUUCUGGAAAGCCCUUCUGGUGCUUGAGUUGCCCGGUUUCUAUGGCCCCCUCGCGCAGCCCCUGUGACAGCUGCGAUUCCCUGGGGCAGAGGUACUGCAUGGACUGCGGGGACGAGGAGGGCCGAGUGCACGUGGACUUGGUGUGGAUGGAGAAGACGCAGGAGUUCUUCGUCGUCAGCCUGGCCCUGUACCUCAGUGUGACCAGGAUCAGCCACUUGCUUGGGGCAGACGACUGACCCCCAGCUGGCGAUGGCCAUUCACCUGAGUUUUGGUGACUUGCUGGUUUGGGUCAUGGUGUAGGAAGUGAGAAUAAAGUUUAUUGUUAGUAGUC